Messenger RNA from Plectropomus leopardus (leopard coralgrouper), 570 nucleotides. RefSeq names its product ribosomal protein S27 like (gene rps27l). Gene Ontology annotation, cellular component: ribosome. The record is from RefSeq and is a predicted model, not a curated record. Gene Ontology annotation, molecular function: structural constituent of ribosome. Gene Ontology annotation, biological process: translation. Lineage: Eukaryota; Metazoa; Chordata; Actinopteri; Perciformes; Serranidae.
AGGUCUGGCAACCACAGUUCCUGGAACUGCACAGCUCCUGUUUCUGUCCAACCAGCCCACGUAUGCGCAGCAAAGCGAACCCAGCACGGUGAAAAUGCCUCUGGCUAGAGACCUCCUGCACCCUUCCAUUGACCAUGAGAGAAGACAACAUAAAAAGAAAAGACUUGUUCAGAGUCCUAACUCCUACUUUAUGGACGUGAAGUGCCCAGGCUGCUACAAGAUCACCACAGUGUUCAGCCAUGCACAGACAGUGGUUCUUUGUGUGGGAUGCUCAACUGUGUUGUGCCAGUCAAAAGGGGGAAAGGCCAGACUGACUGAGGGUUGCUCUUUCAGGAGGAAGCAGCAUUAAAAGGGAUCAUACACUUAAUUAUGUCUGCAGUCAAGCCAUUCUGUUGAUAAAUCCACUAUUUUUUCAUUGAUUACAAUGUAGCUGUGCAUUCACUAAAGGCAGGUUCUGUCUCUGUACAGCUGCUCAGCUUUUAUGAUGAAAUUUAACUAGCUGAAAAACUUUUAAUAUGCAAGACAAUUUAAUUAAAAUUUCACAAAGUCAAUAAAGACAUUGUUAUAAAA